AGUUUUGUAUUGUUAAUUGGAAGAGUAUCCGUUCAAGUGUAUUAUUGCUUGAAUCGGUGGUUGUUUGUAAAGCCUAUAAGCUUGUGUUGUUUUAGAAUCCAAAGAAAUUGGGAUUAAUUUAGGGUUGUUGCAAAUUGCAAUUGCAAGUGUAGUUUGGUGCCAAUUUUCGAAAUCCAAUUCAUCGCGAGGUUUAAUGUUGUCACAGUGCCAUUUCCUCUCCCAAUCCCGAAUUCCCAAGGCUGCUGCUGUUUCCCCAACCUUUCGUCUCAGAGCCAUGGCGCCUCACACCACGCCUCUUCAACUCGAUCGCUUCGCCGAGGUCGGUAACAAACUCGCCGAUGCCGCCGGAGAAGUUAUCCGCAAAUACUUCAGGAAGAACUUUGACAUUCUUCAAAAACACGAUCUUAGUCCAGUAACCAUUGCAGAUCAAUCAGCUGAGGAGGCUAUGGUUUCAAUCAUACUAGAUAGUUUCCCUUCUCAUGCAAUUUUCAGUUAUGGAGAGGAAAAUGGGUGGAGGUGUAAAGAAAAGAGUGCUGAUUAUGUUUGGGUGUUGGACCCCAUUGAUGGGACAAAGAGCUUUAUUACUGGGAAACCUUUAUUUGGUACUCUCAUUGCUCUCCUACAAAACGGCACACCAAUACUUGGCAUAAUUGAUCAACCUGUGUUAAGAGAAAGGUGGAUCGGGGUAACUGGAAAGAGAACUACACUGAACGGACAAGAAGUAUCUACACGCACUUGUGCGGACCUUUCUCAAGCAUACUUGUACACUACAAGCCCACAUCUGUUCAGUGGAGAUGCAGAAGAGGCAUUCAUCCGUGUCAGAAACAAGGUUAAAACUCCAUUAUAUGGCUGUGACUGCUAUGCAUAUGCUCUUUUGUCAUCUGGUUUUGUGGAUCUUGUUGUUGAAUCUGGUCUGAAGCCAUACGAUAUUCUUGCAUUGAUACCUGUUAUUGAAGGCGCUGGAGGUGUCAUAACUGAUUGGAAAGGAGAUCAACUGUUUUGGGAAGCUUCUCCACUUUCGAUCGCAACACGUUUUAAUGUUGUGGCCGCUGGUGACAAACAGAUUCAUCAACAAGCUCUAGAUUCAUUACAGUGGAAGUGAUGGCUUGAAUUAACCUUCAGUGCAAAUAAUCUUCUCUGGAAACUCUCUUGGUUCAGAUGUUGCUAAGGACAUGUAUUAUUAUACCAUUAUUCGGGAUUUAUUUAAGUUGAAAACGGUGUACUCAGAAUAUUGAACUCCAUGAUUUAACCUCAUUCUCGAUUGGAUGGUCA
Messenger RNA from Cajanus cajan (pigeon pea), 1272 nucleotides. It is a transcript of the gene IMPL2, whose product is annotated as inositol monophosphatase family protein. The record is from RefSeq and is a predicted model, not a curated record. Lineage: Eukaryota; Viridiplantae; Streptophyta; Magnoliopsida; Fabales; Fabaceae. Gene Ontology annotation, biological process: L-histidine biosynthetic process. Gene Ontology annotation, molecular function: histidinol-phosphatase activity.